GUGUGAAGACAAGCAAGAGAAGAGAAGGAAGAGAAGCAAGGGCAAAGCAAAGCAAUACUCCGAUCCAGAAGUGUAUGAAACGGUAAGAAGGAAGAAGCUAAGGCAUGGAGAAUCACAAGCAGCAGAACGGUGUGGGUGGUAGCAGCAGCAAGGAGAAGAAGAAGACUAGUGUAAGAGGGAAGGUGGUGUUGAUGAAGAAAGGGGUGCUGGAUUUCCAUGACAUCAAAUCCAACGUUCUUGAUCGAAUCCAUGAGUUGAUGGGCAACGGUGUCUCUCUUCAGCUUGUUAGUUCUCUCACUCCUGAUCCAGUGAAGGGGAAUAGAGGAAAGCAUGGGAAAGUGGCAUACUUGGAGAGGUGGGUUUCAAAAAUAACAUCAUUGACAGGAGCAAAAGAGACAGAAUUUGGGGUGAAAUUCGAUUGGGACGAGAGCAUUGGGGUGCCAGGGGCAAUCAUAGUAAGGAACAAUCACCAUAGCCAGUUUUAUCUAAAGACAAUCACCAUUGAAGACAUUCCUGGCCAUGGCUCUCUCCAUUUUCCCUGCAAUUCUUGGAUAUACCCUGCUCAUCGUUACACCUACGACCGUGUCUUCUUCUCUAAUAAGGCAUACCUACCAAGUGAAACACCGGAGACACUUAGGAAGUUGAGGGAAGAAGAGUUAGCGACGCUUCGAGGGACAGGGACCGGUACCCUUAACGAAUGGGACAGAGUCUACGACUAUGCCUUCUACAACGACCUUGCUCUUCCUGACAAUGGUCCCCAUUUUGCUCGUCCCGUUCUUGGUGGCUCCCAUGACCUUCCAUACCCACGCCGUGGAAGAACCAGUCGCCACAACUCCCUCACCGAUCCCGAUACUGAGUCCAGAUUGCACCUUUUCAAUCUUGACAUCUAUGUUCCCAGAGAUGAACGCUUUGGUCACCUCAAAUUCUCUGAUUUUCUAGCUUAUUCUCUCAAAUCCAUUGCUCAAGUUCUUCUUCCUGAGAUCAGAUCUCUCUGCGAUAAAACCAUUAACGAGUUUGACACUUUCCAAGAUGUUCUUGAUAUUUACGAGGGAAGCCUUAAGCUGCCCAGUCCAGGUGUCGCUUCUCAACUUCGAAACCUCAUUCCAUAUGAACUGUUUAGAGAACUUGUUAGGAAUGAUGGUGAGAGGUUCCUCAAAUUCCCAGUACCUGAUGUCAUCAAAGCUAGCAAGACUGCAUGGAGAACCGAUGAAGAAUUUGCCAGAGAAAUGCUUGCCGGUGUUAACCCUGUCAUCAUUCGUCGUCUCCAGGAAUUUCCCCCGGUGAGCAAGUUGGACCCUGAAAUCUAUGGAGAUCAAAAUAGUACCAUCAAAGCAAAGCACUUAGAAAACAGUUUGGAUGGACUCACUAUAGAUGAGGCGCUUGAAAACAAGAAGUUGUAUAUACUCGAUCACCAUGAUGCAUUGAUGCCAUACUUAACUCGAAUAAAUUCUACAACCACAAAGACUUAUGCCACAAGAACACUCUUGUUUCUACAAAAUGAUGGUACAUUGAAACCAUUGGCUAUUGAACUGAGCUUGCCACACCCACAAGGGGACCAACAUGGAGCAGUUAGCAAAGUUUUUACUCCCCAAAAAGAAGGAGUACCGGCUACUGUUUGGCAACUGGCCAAAGCUUAUGUUGCUGUCAAUGAUUCAGGAUACCAUCAACUAGUUAGUCAUUGGUUAUUCACUCAUGCAGUGAUUGAACCAUUCAUAAUUGCCACAAACAGACAAUUAAGUGUUCUUCACCCAAUACAUAAGCUUUUGCAGCCACACUUUAGAGACACAAUGCAUAUAAAUGCCUUAGCUAGACACACUCUCAUUAAUGCCGGAGGGGUGCUAGAGAGAACAGUUUUUCCCGGUAAAUUCGCCUUGGAAAUGUCAGCUGUUAUAUACAAGAGUUGGGUUUUCACAGAGCAAGCAAUCACAGCACAGUUUCAAACAUUGCUUGGUGUGUCACUGAUUGAAGUUCUGUCAAGACAUUCAACAGAAGAGGUUUAUCUUGGGCAAAGAGAGAAUCCUUACUGGACUUGUGAUGCUGAACCAUUAGCAGCAUUUGAGAGAUUCAAACAGAAGCUCAUAGAGAUUGAGAACAAUAUCAUGGAAAGGAACAAGGACAAGAGAUUGAAGAACAGGAACGGUCCAGUGCAGAUGCCUUAUACCUUGUUGUAUCCAAAUACCUCAGAUUAUUCAAGGGAGGGUGGUCUCACUGGAAAGGGAAUCCCCAACAGUGUUUCUAUCUAAGUAGUAAGAAUUUCCCUGUUUGCCAGGAUCCCUUCUCUUAUUGGGUUGUAAAAGAUGAUUGUUUUUCAGCUUAGUAUUUAAAUGUAAUUGUUUAUGCCAAGACUAGAGUAUAUGUGAAAUCUAUAUGUUAAUAGGCUUAACAUUAUCAUGUUAGCACUUCAUUGAUUUGUUGGAACUUGUACAAUAAUACAUCAUGUAAUGGUUUUGAUUCCAAACUUGAGAUAUACUAGUAAUGAUCCUUCUUCUUUUGUUAA
Arachis duranensis is the source of this 2497-nucleotide messenger RNA. RefSeq names its product linoleate 9S-lipoxygenase 5. Lineage: Eukaryota; Viridiplantae; Streptophyta; Magnoliopsida; Fabales; Fabaceae. The record is from RefSeq and is a predicted model, not a curated record. Gene Ontology annotation, biological process: lipid oxidation. Gene Ontology annotation, molecular function: oxidoreductase activity, acting on single donors with incorporation of molecular oxygen, incorporation of two atoms of oxygen; protein binding; metal ion binding.